Messenger RNA from Dryobates pubescens (Downy woodpecker), 2035 nucleotides. It is a transcript of the gene WDR77, whose product is annotated as WD repeat domain 77. Gene Ontology annotation, biological process: oocyte axis specification. The record is from RefSeq and is a predicted model, not a curated record. Gene Ontology annotation, cellular component: methylosome. Gene Ontology annotation, molecular function: protein binding. The coding region runs from base 50 to 1120 and encodes 356 amino acids. The transcript has 10 exons. Lineage: Eukaryota; Metazoa; Chordata; Aves; Piciformes; Picidae.
CGUGGGGGGCGCCGCCGGCCCCGCUCCCGCCGCCGCCGCCGCCGCCGCCAUGGAGGAGCCGCCGCCCGAGCAGCCCCCGGCCGAGCAGCCCCCGCCGGACCCGGCGGACGGGGAGUCCUCGGCCGAGGCCGGCCCCGAGUGGAACAUCCCGCCCAACGCGCCCGCCUGCAUGGAGCGGCAGCUGGAGCGCGCACACUACCGCGCAGACGGGGCCUUGCUGCUGGGCGCCUCGGCGCUGAGCGGCCGCUGCUGGACCGGCUCCCUCUGGGUCUUCGCCGACCCCCGCCGCGCUCCCAGCGAGGGCUUCUGCACCGCCGGCGUCCAGACCGAGGCGGGCGUCGCCGACCUGUGCUGGGUGGCUGACAGGGGCAUCCUGGUCGCCUCUGACACCGGCGCCGUGGAGCUGUGGGAGCUGGACGAGAAGGAGACGCUGAUCGUGAACAAGUUCUGUAAAUACGAGCACGAUGACAUCACGAUGGCCGUGGCCGUCCUGGCCGGCAGCACCCAGGCUAUCAGCGGUGGCAGGGACUUCUGUGUGAAGGUCUGGGACCUGCCACAGGAAACGGUGGUGCAUUCCUACAGAGCUCAUGCUGGUGCAGUGACAUGUGUGGCUUCCUGUCCUGGUAAGGAGACCAUGUUCCUGUCCUGUGCUGAGGACAGCAGAAUUUUACUCUGGGACACCAGAUGCCCCAAACCAGCUACUCGAAUUGUUUGCAGUGCCUGUAACUACCUCCCUACCUCAGUCAUGUGGCAUCCACAGAAAAGUGACAUCUUUGCUUUGGGGGACGAGAGCGGAACGGUUGCGCUGGUAGACACCAAGAAUCCUGAUGCUGCCCUCAGCUCCUCUGUGCACAUCAGAAGUGUCACAGGGUUUGCAUUUUCUGCACAUAGCUCACCCUUGCUGGCUUCCAUCAGUGAAGACUGUUCCGUAGCUGUUCUCGACUCCAACCUCACAGAGGUGUUCAGGAGCCGUUCUCACCAAGACUUUGUCAAAGGCUUGUCCUGGUCCCCUUCAGAUGAUGCCUUGCUCACCACAGUUGGAUGGGAUCAUCAGGUUUUACAUCACACUAUUCCCAUACCAACAGGUGAAGCUUCUGGAGUCAACUGUGCAAAAGAAUAGUUUUUAUAAACUUGUGGUCCAGAUUCCUUCCUGGCAUAACUUUGAUUCUGCUGAAGUCAGAGGUGUGUGAAGUGGAGCAGGUAUGGUCUGCUGGCUGCCUGGAAGCUUGUGACUGAGGAGGUUCCUGUAGUAAUUUUGAGUUAGGCCCAAGUUAGUUGCAAACCAAGCUUUGCCCUCAAGAGUUGGUGGCACCUGUGAUAAGACUUCAGUAUUCUCCCCAGAAAAAAAUUGACUUCAGGCACAGAGGAGACUUGGAGAGACAGGGAAUUGGGUAUCAGUGUCAGAAAGACUCAGUUGCUCCCUCAGUUCUCCAUCCAUUAAUAGAAACGUGGUGGGGGGGAGGUUAAAAACACCACCUCUUGUUAGUUGGAUGUGAGAGCCUCACCCUGGCUGUGCAAAUCAAUUCUUCCAAGAGAGCAGGAGGAUGUGUUGGCAUUUCAGGACUGGAAGGGUUCCACUGAUGUCCUCGGUGCAGCAGGUGGUUGAGAGGGUUGGUCUUCAACAUCUGGUGUGUAUCCUGUGGGGAGCACUGGCUACUCACUGGUAGAAUAGCAGUGCUUGGGUGUGGAGCUCUGUGUGCUGGCUGAUCAGGAUCCCAGCUGUAGCCCUGUGAUCAAAACACCUCCCUGACAGUGCACGACCUGCCGAAACCUGGGAGCUGUGGUGCCCAGCAUGGACUUGGCAGCUGAGGCCAGCUCAAAGAGGCUGUUGCUGUGGCCUGCUGAAAGCCAGGAGGAGGCAGCAGCUGUGCUGUUGGACAGCGUGUUUCAUCUCCUCUGUGCUGAAGACAAACAGAGAUAAAACCUGUGAACAAAAGCUUAUGUAAGGGAAAAACUGGACUAAGGACUUCAGUUUUCAUGUGCUUGCUCCCAUAAACAGACUCUGCUUAGUGAUAAAUGAGAUUCCUUAAGCAUU